UUUUCGGAAGAACCGAAAAAGGCAAAAGGAACCUCAAGAGGACCUCAAGAAGGAGCUGAUGGACUUUCGCAAGAUGCUGAAAAAGAGGGCCCCACCUCCAACCCCUGAUAAAAAGAUGGAGUCUGAGCAGGUGUGGCAGCUGUUGCUGACUGCAGACCGGAAGGACUACGAGAAGAUCUGUAUGCAGUAUGGUAUCGUUGACUUCCGGGGCAUGCUGCGCAAGCUGCAGGAGAUGAAGAAGGAACAGGAGGACAGAAUGGCCCAGUAUGUCAGUGCCGUUGCCAACUUGAGACACAUCAAGGUCACCAAAGAAGGGGUCGCUACAUUUGACCUGGAGCUGGAUCUCAAGAACCUUGAGAGCAAGAUUUACCUGUACAAGGAUGGUGAGAUGAUCCCUUACGGCGUUGACAACCAGACCAAGCACUGUCUGAGACGGCUGGGCAAACGCUACCACUUCCAGAUCCAGGACCUGCGGCCCGAGGAUGCUGGCCUUUACCAGGUCAUGGUGGAGGAUGCUGUGGUCUUCUCCACAGAGCUAGAGGCCAGCACCAUCCCUCCCAGAGUGGUGGUCCCACUGGCAGAGGUCCACUGUGAGGAACGGGGUGAUGCAGUCUUUGAAUGUACUCUCUCCAACCCUUGUCCCAACGCGACCUGGCAUUUUCAGCACCGACCACUGCGGCUCAGUGACAAAUACGAAGUCUUUGUGUCCCCUGAUGGGCUAACCCACCGGCUGGUUGUGAAGGGGGCCAGUUGCUCAGACAUGGGCCUUUACUCACUGAACACCGGGCUCCAUGCCUCCAGUGCCUGGCUGGUGGUUGAAGGCUCCAUGGACCACUUCUCUCAGGGUCUGACUGAUACAGAGGUACAACUCGGGGAAGCUGCUAUACUCUCCUGUACCCUUGCCAGUGACCUGGGACCUGGCACCUGGUUCAAGGACGGAGUCAAGCUCACUGCCCAAGAUGGAGUCAUCUUUGAGCAAGAUGGGCUCACGCACAGACUGAUCCUCACCCACGUGGAGGGCAACCAGGCUGGGAGAUACACUUUUGUAGCCGGCCGCCAGCACAGUGAAGCCAGCCUGACCGUGCAGGAUCCUCCCACCAUUGCUCCAGAUGUGACAGAGAAACUGAGAGAGCCACUGGUGUUCAAGGCUGGGAAGCCAGUCACUGUGAAAAUCCCUUUCCAGAGCCACCUCCCUGUUCAGGCUGCCUGGAGGAAGGACGGGAGUGAGGUGGUGGGCAGCAGCCACAAGGGCAUCCAACUGGCUCUGGGAGAUGACUAUACACGGCUGUGCCUUCCCAGCGUGUGCAGGAAGGACAGUGGCCGGUACAGCGUGAAGCUGAAGAGCGAGGGAGGCUGUGUGCAGGCUGAGUUCACCCUGCAAGUUAUAGACAAGCCUCAGCCUCCACAAGGACCCCUGGAGGUUCAAGAUUGCCACAGAGCUGGUGUCUGCCUCCGCUGGCGACCCCCGAGGGAUGAUGGGGGCCAGGUCAUACAACACUAUGUGGUGGAGAGGCGACAGGCUGGAAGGAGCACUUGGCUGAAGGUGGGCGAGCCUCCACCAGACAGUACCAGCUUCACCGAUGCCAGAGUGGAGCAGGGCAAGAAGUAUGCCUUCCGUGUGCGGGCUGUGACCUCAGAGGGAGCCGGGGAUGCCCUGGAGUCUGAGGAGGUGUUGAUGGCUCCUGAGGCUCUCCCGGGGCCCCCUUCUGCCCCAGCCAUCCUGUCAGCCUCCAGUCAGAGCAUCACUCUCACAUGGGGGGCACCGCAGGGCCCUGGCAGUACCCACAUCUUGGGCUACCUGGUUGAGAAGCGCAAGAAAGGGAGCAACACCUGGAUGGCUGUGAAUGAGCAGCCCGUGUCUGAAAGGAAGUACACUGUGGUGGAUCUGCGACAGGGUUGCCAGUAUGAGUUCCGGGUCACAGCCAUGACUCUGUCAGGCCCUGGAGAGCCUGGGCCUCCUUCGGAUACUGUCUUUGCUAGAGACCCCAUGAUCUGCCCCAGGUUCCUCAUGGACUCCAGCACAAAGGACACACUGAUGGUCAGGGUUGGGGACAGCGUUCGAGUUCCUGUCUCCUUUGAAGCUGCCCCCAUGCCUGAGGUGACCUGGAUGAAGGAUGGUUUGCCCUUGCCCAAAAGAAGUGUGACCACUAUGAAGGAUGGCCUCACCCAGCUUCUGAUUCCUGCAGCUAGCCUCUCGGACUGUGGCCGAUAUACCGUGAUGCUGAGGAACUCACAGGGAAAAGAGGCUACCUACAGCUUCUUCAUCAGUGUGGCAGCAUGCCCACAGGCACCGGGCUCCAUCUACCUGCAGGAGAAUGUGCCUGGGACAGUGACGGUCCAAUGGGAACCGUCCCCGGAUGAGGCUCAGGGCAUCCCCUUGCAUUAUACAGUGCUGAUGCGGUCCUCGUCUCACGGAUCCUGGCAUGAGGUGGCCGACCGUGUCCGCACCAACCGCUUUACCCUCCUAGGGGUCCUCCCUGGCCACGAGUACCACUUCCGGGUGCUAGCCAAGAAUGAGCUGGGGGUUAGCAACCCUUCAGACACCAGCCAACCCUGGUGUAUCCCCAGGCAGAGAGACAGGUUCACAGUGAAGUCUCCAACAUACCGGGAACCUGACCUGAGCCAGAAACCCCGCUUCUUGGUGGGUCUGCGGGCUCACCUUCUGCCCCAGGGCUGCGAGUGCCGCAUGACCUGUGCCGUGCAGGGCUCACCCCAGCCCCAUGUCACCUGGUUCAAGAAUGACCAAAGCUUGGACAGAAACCCUGCGAUGUACACUACUGACUUGCUGGGUGUGUGCUCCCUCAUCAUCCCCAGCGUGUCCCUUAAGGACAGUGGCGAAUACAAGGUUGUGGCCAAGAACCCACUGGGACAAGCUGUCAGCACAGCUACGCUCAUUGUCACAGAAUACAACUCCUAGGCCACUUGGCCUGGAAUGCUAGCCUUGCCCCACCCCGCAGUAUGAGAUGGACGGCAGAUCUCUGAAGCUUUGCUGCUGAUAACCACACUGGCCCGAGGAGUGAUCCAGCAUGACCCAGGAUGUUCCUGGAUGAGACAGGAACAAGGGGACUUUUGGUGAGAUGUGACCAGAAGGGAUGAAGUCUUUGAAGAAGAAAUAGAAGAAGAGUAGAGGAUAUGGUUUUGAGCUGAAUGAUGGUUCAGAGUGACCCUGUUACUAUGGGUGUCUUUGUUCUGCACCUCUGGACAGAGCUCCAGAGAGAGUGGUCCAUAGGGUGGAAGCUGAGCCCACCACAGGAAUGGAAAGUCAUAGAGGGCAGAGGACCUGGGUGAGAGGGUAUCAAGGAUAUGGGGCGGGGAGGGGGGAGUGUAAGCUAUCUGUAUUUCAUUAAAACG
Messenger RNA from Arvicanthis niloticus (Nile rat), 3351 nucleotides. The record is from RefSeq and is a predicted model, not a curated record. NCBI's taxonomy places the organism in Eukaryota, Metazoa, Chordata, Mammalia, Rodentia, Muridae.